This is a messenger RNA of Alternaria rosae, 884 nucleotides long. Its product is annotated as Isochorismatase-like protein. The coding region runs from base 281 to 859 and encodes 192 amino acids. NCBI's taxonomy places the organism in Eukaryota, Fungi, Ascomycota, Dothideomycetes, Pleosporales, Pleosporaceae. The transcript is spliced from 3 exons. The record is from RefSeq and is a predicted model, not a curated record.
CCUGGCAGCGCGUCAUGCAGGUACCCACAGAGGCGGGGUACGCCUACUCAUCCCAAAAGGGUGUCGUAUCCCGAAUAGCAUACACAUUGUCUGGAAUCAAGUCGAUCAUUAAUCAUUGCUUACCACAUAGAGGCUACGAUCGUACAACGUAGGAUCUACUCUGCUCGUUGUUACUUAACCUCCUUUUUUCCCAGACGAAUUUGCCAUCACAGCCAUACAUCCACAACGCGCUUGAUCUACACCACGCAGUACAACAGCAUACUACCAUACUACGCAAAAAAUGGCGCCUCCAUCUUUCCGUGAUCUUCUCGGCAUGCCCGCCUCUACAGCCUCGACUAGCGACUCUGCCCUUCUCAUCAUUGACGCUCAAAACGAAUAUUCAUCCGGCGCUCUCACCGUAACAAACGCUGCAGCAAGCGGGAAGGUCAUUGCCGACCUUCUUGACAAGUACCGCAAAGCAAACGGCAAGAUCAUCCACAUCUUGCACCAGACACCUGAAGGCGCACCCGUCUUCACGCCUGGCACUGACCUGGCGGAAGAGUUCAGAGAGGUCAAAGCACGGGACGGAGAAGAGAAGAUCUGGAAGAACUACCCCGGAUCCUUCGAACAAACAUCUCUGCAUGAGACAUUGGAGAAGAUGGGUGUUAAGAAGCUCGUCCUGACUGGUUACAUGGCACACGUCUGCGUGUCCACAACUGCCCGUGAGGCUUUCCAGAAGGGAUACGAAGUCGUUCUGGUAGAGGACGCGAUUGGGGACCGCGAUAUUCCUGGUGUUAAGGGUGACGAGGUCACCAGGGUGGCAUUAGCGGAGCUGGCAGACGUGUUUGGCACCGUUGUCAAGAGCGCUGACAUCAAGUAGACGGAUAAGUUAUGAAUAGAGACAU